AGGGGCACCUAAGUCGUCUGGUAAUGGAAGGAUAUAAGGAUCGGGCCCAAGGGAUCAUGAAGCGACAGUUGAACUCCAGACGUCAUUUGUGGUGCAUCACUGAAGAGCUGUCGGGUCGAGGAAGAAGAGGCACAUCUCUGGAAGAAGUAUGGCUCCAGUGGUGUUGGAUCUCAAAGAAUUCGCACAGCCUCCCUUCAAGAUCCCGAAGUUGAAACGGAAGACCGCAAAGUGCGAGUGGACGGAGGACGAUUUUCGGCCAGACUUCUCGUAUUUUCUGACGCCGGAAGAGCUGCAAGACGAGGAGCUGAGGCGAUCUCCCGAUCUGCUGCAGCUCUACGACCCCCCGAAGCCGUCGCUGACCGCCCCGAGGGAGACGGUGCCGCUGAAAACGCUGCGCGUUAAGCUCGUGAAGCUGGAGAGCAGACCUGACUUCAAGAAGCCGACGCUCGCUAAAGGUGGAAACCUUACUGGAUCAGAAAAGGCGAAGUGGAGGGCACCUGCCGCCAAGCAGGCCGUGGUCCCGAAGCUCCCAGAGAAGCGGCUGACAGACCCCAAGAAGGUGGCCGCGCUGCGACGGACUCUGCUGCUGCCCAAGACCAAGCAGAGGACGGUGCGGUGCCUGCCCCGGUUCCCGUACUGGCGGCACGCACUGGUCCGAGAUCCCGUGAUCGUCUGGCCUCGACUGAUUCGCCGGCAGGCCGCGACUGCUGUGCCAAGAGCCCGUCCAGACGUGUUGACAGGGUUUUCCCUGCUUGUAAAUAGUGUAUGAAUUGUAAUAAACAUGUUGUGUAUAAAAA
Messenger RNA from Amphibalanus amphitrite, 797 nucleotides. RefSeq lists its product as uncharacterized. The transcript is spliced from 4 exons. Bases 149 to 769 code for a protein of 206 amino acids. Lineage: Eukaryota; Metazoa; Arthropoda; Thecostraca; Balanomorpha; Balanidae. The record is from RefSeq and is a predicted model, not a curated record.